CUGCACAGCUACGCGGCGGUGCUGCAGUAUGAUGGUACCGCCUACUGGGGCUUCCAGCUGCAGCCGGCGCCGCAGGGGCGGCGCGCCAAGCCCACCGUGCAGCUGCGGGUGGAGCAGGCGCUGUGCCGGGCCACGGGGCAGGGCCGGCAGGCGCUGAGGGUGCAGGCUGCGGGGCGCACCGACGCCGGGGUGCACGCCCGCGGCCAGGUGGUGCAGUUCUGCUGCGCCCGGCGGCAGGGCGCGGCGCCGCUGCUGCGCGCGCUCAACGCGCUGAUGCCGCCCGACAUCCGGGCGGUCGCGGUACAGGAGGUACCGCUGGACUGGAACGUGCGGUACGCGUCCCGCAAGACGUACGCCUAUGACCUGCACCUGGACCCCGUGGCCGACCCCUUCCUGCACCGCUGGCGCUGCCACCCGCGCCGCCCCGAGCGCCUGCGCCUGGACGCCAUGGCCGAUGCGGCGGCACUGUUUGUGGGCACCCACGACUUCUCCCGCUUUGCCAACCUCGGCCCCGACGCCACCCGCAAGUCGCCCGUCAAGACCGUCCUGUCGUACCGCCUGCUGCCGCUGGAGGGCGGCGCCAGGCUGGAGGUGACGGGCACCGGGUUCCUGUACAAGCAGGUCCGGCACAUGACGGGCGCGCUGCUGGCGGUGGGGGGCGGCUCCCUGGGCGCCGACGACAUUGCGGCGGCGCUGGCGGGAGGCGAGCGGGCGCGCAGCGCCGCGCAGCGCAACGCAUUCCGCGGCUGGCAGGUGGCGGAGGCCAGGGGACUGUGCCUGCAGCAGGUGGUGUAUGCGCCAUGGAGCAGCCUGGGCGACCUGGAGCCCGCGGCGGGCGGCAGCGGGGUGGUGCUGGCGGCGGUGGAGGAGGCGCCGCCGGGGCCGCGAGGGGUGGCCGCCUGA
Molecule: messenger RNA, 903 nt
Organism: Chlorella variabilis
Lineage: Eukaryota; Viridiplantae; Chlorophyta; Trebouxiophyceae; Chlorellales; Chlorellaceae
Exons: 2
Biological process (GO): tRNA pseudouridine synthesis
Molecular function (GO): RNA binding; pseudouridine synthase activity
Source: RefSeq, a predicted model, not a curated record